This is a messenger RNA of Penaeus vannamei (Pacific white shrimp), 1458 nucleotides long. Lineage: Eukaryota; Metazoa; Arthropoda; Malacostraca; Decapoda; Penaeidae. The record is from RefSeq and is a predicted model, not a curated record.
GCGAGGUACUGGUGGGUGAUGUUCGUGGUGGCGUCGUUCAUCUGAUGGUCAUGGCCUUCGUGCUCGUCCUGUCGCUGUACCAGAGCGUGCGGGAGCGAGAGAUGCCCGAGUUCUACCAGGGAGCCGAGCUGGUGCACCGCCACAUCUGGCUCUCGCAGAAAGGAAAGUACUACGAAUAAUAUUGCGCCUGUCCCUGGGCCGACCCGGAGAAGCUGCGCGCUGCGGCUCACUCCAGGGUCCAGGGACACGUCGCCCCCAUGCCCGGCCUCCGCCCCCUCCAGGGCCCGCGGCCGAGCUUCUCCAGGAGUCGGGUUCCUCCGCCGACGAUCACCCUCGGGAGCAAGAGCCAGUCCUUGGGCGACCUCCUGGAUGCGCGCCCUCGCCUGCAGCCGCCCGUGAGUCCGGGGGCGAAGAGCCACUCGUUCCUGGACUCGGAGGGCGGCUUCCACCCCGACUUCCAGGAGCAGAUCUCGCCCGGGUACCGAGGCCACCAGCGGCGGCCGAGCUACACCAGGUUCCAGUACCCCGUCGGGCCGAGGUACAGCAGCGAGCACCUGAGGGACCCGGGACCCAGGAGCCCCUCCAGGAUCCCGAGGCCCGUCACGGCGGCGCCUUCUCGGGGGCAGUACCACCUCCACGACGAGCAGGGACCCAGAAGUCCUUCGAGGAUCCCGGUGCCGAUCCACGCAGGAGGACCUCCCAAGAGCCCGCCCGCCUUCCAGGGCCGGUCGACCCGCUCCAAGUCCCUGGAGGGAUCUCUGGCGCAAGGGUUCUCGGAGGCGGCCGUGCUGCAGGAGGACCCUCCGGGAUUCAGCCUCUCGAGAAGUCCCAAGAUAUCCUGGAUCCUGAACGACCAGGAGGUUCGCGAGGCGCGCUGCUAGGACCUCGGAGCCAGCCAGGGUCAUGCUCGGGGCAGGAACUUCAUCUUUGACGCUGUAGUUGUGACUGAUAGGUCUUGAAUCACAUGUACUCUUGCUUAAAGGUCAGACUUCACCAACUUCGAUACAUUCAUAGGCCUAGAUAACAGAAAGAACGUACACUUUUCCACAGAAUCCUGAAGACAACCUCCGCCAAGAUACAAUCUCCUUUUCUCUCCUAAAAUUUCUACCGAAACACCGAAAAUUAUAUUUUUAGCGCUUCUCUAGGUUGUAAAAUAUAAUUUUACAUGCACGGAAAUGUAUUAUCACGAGUUUUUUUCAGGAUAAUAAGUGAAUAUUUAAUGAGUGCCAUAAAAGGGUUCAACCUACAUGCUGGAAGGGUUAGGAAAAGAGAAAGAAAUAGGGGAAUUCUCUUUUUUCGGUAAACACAGCUUGGUAAUACUUAUUUGUCAGUUAAUAUGGGUAGAGUAGAAUGUCAUACUAUUUGUAUUAAAAGAUUGAUUUUUGUAAAUAAUAUCCAUAUGAAUUCUUCUAAUUACUGCAUCCAGUGAAAUGUAAGUAAUAAAGAUAUGAACCAACA